Molecule: messenger RNA, 4392 nt
Organism: Lontra canadensis (Northern American river otter)
Lineage: Eukaryota; Metazoa; Chordata; Mammalia; Carnivora; Mustelidae
Gene: KMT5B
Product: lysine methyltransferase 5B
Exons: 11
Coding region: 180-2822 (880 amino acids)
Cellular component (GO): nucleus
Molecular function (GO): histone H4K20 methyltransferase activity; protein binding
Source: RefSeq, a predicted model, not a curated record
AGAGCGCUCGGACACCGGAGGCGGCGCGCGCGGCGCCAGGACCCGGGACGCGGACCCCCGGCGAAGGCGGCCUUGGGGACGCCGCGGCCGCGCGAGAGGCGAGGAGAGAACGUUGGGAUUAUCCUCUGAGCCUUCUGAAGACAGCGACUCAAUGCACCUGGGUCAGGCGGUCUGUGGGCAUGAAGUGGCUGGGCGAACCCAAGAACAUGGUGGUGAAUGGCAGGAGGAGUGGCGGCCAGCAGCAGAGCCCGCCCAGGUUGCAGCCCCCGGGCAAGGAGGCCACGAAGGCCGGCAGACACACGGCUGAGAGGAGGUCAAGCAGAUGUAAUGGUAAUUCGGGAUUUGAAGGGCAGAGCCGAUAUGUACCGUCUUCGGGAAUGUCUGCCAAGGAGCUCUGUGAGAAUGAUGACCUGGCGACCAGCUUGGUUCUUGAUCCCUAUUUAGGUUUUCAAACACACAAAAUGAAUACUAGCGCCUUUCCUUCGAGGAGCUCAAGGCAUUUUUCAAAAUCUGACAGUUUUCCUCACAACAACCCUGUGAGAUUUCGGCCUAUUAAGGGAAGGCAAGAGGAACUAAAGGAAGUCAUUGAACGUUUUAAGAAAGAUGAACACUUGGAGAAAGCCUUCAAAUGUUUGACUUCAGGCGAAUGGGCACGGCAUUAUUUUCUCAACAAGAACAAAAUGCAGGAGAAAUUAUUCAAGGAACAUGUAUUUAUUUACUUGCGAAUGUUUGCAACUGACAGUGGAUUUGAAAUACUACCUUGUAAUAGAUACUCAUCUGAACAAAAUGGAGCCAAAAUAGUUGCAACAAAAGAGUGGAAACGAAAUGACAAAAUAGAAUUACUGGUGGGUUGUAUUGCCGAACUUUCAGAAAUUGAGGAGAACAUGCUACUUAGACACGGAGAGAACGACUUCAGUGUCAUGUAUUCCACGAGGAAAAACUGUGCUCAGCUCUGGCUUGGCCCCGCCGCCUUUAUCAACCAUGAUUGCAGACCUAACUGCAAGUUUGUGUCAACCGGUCGAGAUACGGCGUGUGUGAAGGCCCUGAGAGACAUUGAGCCUGGAGAAGAGAUUUCUUGUUAUUAUGGAGACGGGUUUUUUGGAGAAAAUAAUGAGUUCUGCGAGUGUUACACUUGCGAAAGACGGGGAACCGGUGCUUUUAAAUCCAGAGUGGGACUGCCUGCACCUGCUCCUGUUAUCAAUAGCAAAUACGGACUCAGAGAGACAGAUAAACGCUUAAAUAGGCUUAAAAAGUUAGGUGACAGCAGCAAAAACUCAGACAGUCAAUCUGUCAGCUCUAACACUGAUGCAGAUACCACUCAGGAAAAAAACAAUGCAACUCCUAACCGAAAAUCUUCCGUCGGUGUGAAAAAAAACAGCAAGAACAGAACAUUAACAAGGCAGUCUAUGUCAAGAAUUCCAGCUUCUUCCAACUCUACCUCAUCUAAGCUAACUCAUGUAAACAAUUCCAGGGUACCAAAGAAACUGAAAAAGCCUACAAAGCCUUUACUUUCAAAGAUAAAAUUAAGAAAUCAUUGCAAACGGCUGGAGCAAAAGAGCGCUUCAAGAAAACUCGAGAUGGGAAACUUAGUACUCAAAGAGCCCAAAGUAGUUCUGUAUAAAAACUUACCCAUUAAGAAAGAGAAGGAGCCCGAGGGACCGGCUCCAGCCGCGGCGGCCGGUGGGUGCUUAACUAGACACGCGGCGAGGGAGCACCGGGCGGGCUCCGGGCGAAGCGCCCCGCCGCUGGGGCACGGCGCCCCCUGCGCCUACACCACCAGGCGGUCUGCGCGGACGAGGCCGACCCCGAAGGAGCCCUCUGACCUCCCGCUGGAUCCCAGCCCGUCGGACGGCUAUAAGAGCGGCUCGCCAGCAGCGGGCCCGGACGGCGGUGGCAGCGAGCAGCCGGCUGCCCGGGCACAGGAGGGGGACCUGACCCCCGAGGCGGCGCCCAGCGGGGAAGCCAAGUGUCCAAGGAGUGACAGCGGCUUGUCGAAGAAGAAAUCACGGCAAGGGAAACUUGGGAAACCGUUGGCGAAAGCCGAGGAGCCUGCCGAGGGGCCGGACUCCCCUGGAGAAGCCGGCGUGGCGCCCGAGGUGCUGGGGGCCCCCUGCGAGCCGGCCGAGCACGGCGCCUCGGAACCCGCGCCCGGGGCCUACCCGGACUGGGCGCCUUCGCCCGGCAGCGGGCCGGUCGUCACGUCCGACAGCUUCAAGACGAAGGAUGGCUUCAGAACUGCAAAAAGUAAAAAGAAGAGGCGCAUCACUAGGUAUGACGCACAGCUGAUCCUGGAGAAUAACUCUGGGAUCCCCAAACUGACUCUUCGGAGGCGCCACGACAGCAGCAGCAAGACCAACGACCCGGAGAGCGACGGCAUGAAUUCCUCAAAAAUAAGCAUCAAGCUAAGCAAAGACCACGAGAACGAUAACAACCUGUACGUAGCCAAGCUCAACAACGGCUUUAACUCAGGGUCGGGCAGCAGCGCCACGAAACUGAAGAUCCAGCUAAAGCGCGACGAGGAGGGUCGGGGGCCGCACCCGGAGGGGCUCCACGAGAAUGGGCUGUGCUGCGGCGACCCUCUCUCGCUGCUGGAGUCCCGCAUGGAAGUGGACGACUACGGCCGGUACGGGGAGGAGAGCACGGACGAGCCCUCCUCCUCCGACGGCGACGAGGAGGACGAGGACUACGAGGAGGACUUCGAGGACGACUUCAUUCCCCUCCCUCCGGCCAAGCGCCUGCGGCUGAUCGUGGGCAAGGACUCCAUCGACAUUGACAUCUCCUCCCGGAGGAGAGAAGACCAGUCUCUGCGGCUCAACGCAUGAGCGCGCGGUCUCGGUUUGGCUUGGGAAACCUACUUUAAAGAAAUAAAAACAAAUUCCCGUCAGUAAUUCCUCACCCGAGACCGUUGUAGCGGCCGCGCUUCCCUCGUCUCUCCACUUAGCAGCGUCAUACUGUAGAAAGUGUACAGCCCGCUGACUCUCCCUAGGUCUGAUUUGUGCAAAUUUUUAUUGUACUUUUUAAAUAGCCUUCCUACGUGCAAUUCUGAGUUAGAGGGAAAGCCCAGUUGUAAAAUAAAGGCUCAAGCGAAAUUGUACAGUGAUAGCGACUUUCCACACGGGACGUUGAAAACAAUAAUGUGGCUACACAAUUUUCUUUCUCCUUUUUUUUUUUCUCUCUCUUUUUUUUUAACCAAGAGCAUCAACUGGCUCUUUAAUAUAUGACUAAACAAUAAUUUAAAACAAAUCAUAGUAGCAGCAUAUUAAGGUUUUCUAGUAUAUGCUAAUAUCACCAGCAAUGAUCUUUGGCUUUUUGAUUUAUUUGCUAGAUGUCCCCCCCACCUCGGAGUUUUGUCAUUUCACACUGUCCGCUGGCCCAGGUGUACUGUGCGUGGCCUUGCUCAAAAGAGCAAACCAUCGGUCGGGAGUUGAAUUGGUUUCUUUAAAAAAAAAAAAAAAAGUACAAUGACACACAUGACCGCUCAUUUUCCAGUACAUUUUCUGUACAAGAGCGGCAGUGUGGAGGACAAGUUCCGAGUCAGUGUAUUUAUUGCUUGUCAUGUAAAUUAAAGACCUUGUAUUUAACACUUUUCAAUCCUUUUAGAUAAAAUUGUUCUUUGCAAGAAUGAUUGGUGCUUAUUUUUUCAAAACUUUGCUGUGAACAAUGUGAUGACAACAGGCAACAUUUAUCUAAUGAACUACAGCUCUCUUAAUUUGGGUCUUCAAGGUUUCUGUUGCACUUGUAAAAUGCUACAAGGAAUAUUAAAAACUCUAUUCACUUUAACUUAUAAUAGUUUAUGAAAUAAAAACAUGAGUCACAGCUUUUGUUCUGUGGUAACCUAUAAAAAUGUUUGUCUUUGAAAUUCAAUGUAAAGAACUGAGAACAAUGUAUAUGUUGUAAAUACUUGUGUGUUGUGAGAAAUUUUUGUCAUAAGAAAUUAAAAGAACUUACCAGGAAGGUUUUUAAGUUUAGAAAUAUUCAUGCCAAUAAAAUAGGAGAUUAUAAAAUAUAUAGUUUUAAGCACUGCAUCAGUGGGAGUUCUUGGCUUAUGUUAGUUUAUGUAUGAAAAUAUCAAAGAUUUUUUGACUAUAUUAUCAGUUAAACGAAAAGAGGAGUCAGAUUUAAUUUUUUUUUGAAGCACUUUGAGAAGAGAAAUUAAUUUUAAGUAACUUAAUGAGCAAAUUUUUGAUUACUACUUUAUGUUCAAUACCAACCUUUCAUUUCUCCGGAUUAUUUUACAAAUCAUUGGACAAAGAAUUUGGGAAUAUAAAGCUGUAGCAGGUGUUUGACGCCAGUGGGUCUCCUUAUUUCUGGGAAAUGUGUACGUGUACUUUCAGAUAUACAGUGUUCCUGAGUAAGAUCGAUUUAGGGGAUUCGUGUAGUGUCUAUAGAAAA